AUUAGUUCUACGAGACGCCAAUCAAAGCUGAGGCGAUCCCGCCCUCUGCGUCACACGUCUUUCAAGUGACGUCAAUGUGUCUGCAGGUGUUGGAAGAGGCGCAGUAUUGGCGUAAGUGACGCUUGAAACGGCUUUUACGAUGGCUUCAGCUACAGAUAACCGUUAUGGACAAAAGGAGUCUUCUGAUCAGAACUUUGAUUACAUGUUCAAAAUCCUGAUCAUCGGGAAUAGCAGCGUCGGAAAGACAAGCUUUCUGUUUCGUUACGCAGAUGACUCUUUCACCCCAGCAUUUGUAAGCACAGUGGGCAUCGACUUUAAGGUGAAGACCAUCUACAGGAAUGACAAGAGGAUAAAACUGCAGAUCUGGGAUACAGCAGGACAGGAGCGAUACAGAACCAUCACCACUGCCUACUACCGUGGAGCCAUGGGCUUCAUCCUCAUGUACGACAUCACCAAUGAAGACUCUUUCGCUGCAGUGCAGGACUGGUCCACACAGAUUAAGACAUACUCGUGGGACAAUGCCCAGGUACUACUAGUGGGCAACAAGUGUGAUAUGGAGGAUGAGAGGGUCGUCGCCUCUGAGAGGGGCAGACAGCUCUCCGAGCACCUCGGUUUUGAGUAUUUUGAAGCCAGUGCCAAGGACAACAUCAACGUCAAACAAACCUUCGAGAGGCUGGUGGACAUAAUCUGUGAGAAGAUGUCCGAGAGCCUGGAUGCUGCUGAUCCUGCAGUGACGGGAGCCAAACAGGGACCCCAGCUCACAGAGCAACCCGCCGCUCCGCACCAGGACUGCGCCUGUUGAAAUAAAACCCAGCUUCAUCUGCACUGCCUUGCACCAACACAAACAAACAAGUUUAGGUAUUUAAAAAAAAAGAGCGAAAAAACCCUCUAUCUCCCUUCAUGUUUGUUCUAGCUCAUUUUAGGACUGCCCCUUAGCUCCACACCCAUUAAUGAAUUUUGACAUCUCAAGCUUUGAUAAUUCCACAUGCAGUUCAUAAAAUUUAAAGAUAAAGAAAUCCAUAGUACUUCGAGGGGUUUUAUUAGGCUUUCAUUUUUAAUGUUGAUUUUAUAAACCUUAUAAUUAGGCCCAAAUUUAAAUUUUAGGACACCAGAUCACAUAGUUCCUCAUAGCAUUUCUUUUUCAGUUUUGAAGGUUUGUGUCCGCACACACAUAAUCUCUGUUAGAGCCGUCAUUUCAGGUUUCUCUUCUUCCCUCUCCUUGGAUUAUUUAUGAACAAAUUUAAAAGAGGAACGGGACAGAUUUCUGUAUAUUUAUUCCGAUUAUGUACAUAAUAAAUACAGUGCAGUAUUUAAAUGAUACAGUUAGAGAUGCAUAUCUAAAAUGUUUAUUAUAAUUUUUUUUUUAAUGACCAGUUCACAAAAAUAUAAAGUUAGAGAAGUCAGAUAACGCUGUUUUCAUGGUAACUUUGCAGUGCUUGUCACGAACCUUUCUUGCUUAUUUGUAUCUGUGACGUAUUAAUUGUUCACUGCCUUGCCUCAUGUUAUCUCAGUCGGGAGACUGAAACCCAAAAUAUCAUACACAAACAUUCCUUAAUGUAAAUUGCAUGGAAGGAAAUAAAGCCAUUUAGGCAAAUAGUGGUAGGAUUCCUUUCUAACCGCUUUGUUAGGUCUAGUCAAGUGUAUUUCUAGUCAAAAUCUGAGUUUAAUUUGUGACCGUGCUGUUGCUUCCUUAAAUGUAGCGACAGAGGCAUUCAUAUCAACAGUACUUAUAUUAUAUCUCAACAUUUAGCAAAAGUUACUAAGAUUUGACUAGCAUUUCCCAUAAUGACUCUAUAGAUUGGCGUGUCCUUGUGUAAGAUUUUAUGUGGCAACAGGCCUGCAACUAUAACGCAAAAAAAUAUAAAUGUUUACAUGUGUAAGAUCCUCCCAGAUAUUCCUGCAUCUUUCCUUUGCUAUUCCGUCUUCCUUUCGUGAAAAUUUAUUGUAAAUACGUUUGAGUCUCUGGUUUUACGUGUGGACCGUGAUGUAUCGAUCCUGGGCUUCAAAAAAACGUAAGAUAAGUGAAGAAAAUUGAUAUGAAGGAUGUACUUUUCCUGCUGUCGUGUAUGCCUGCUUGUGAAUGAAUGUGUCACUUUAUUACAGAGCAAUAUUGAAGAAAGUACCUUUCAUGUGUUACAGAUUAGUCACCAUCACUCUGAUAGCAUAAAGCAUUUCAUGAUGUGAAAGAAAUGUGAUGAAGUGGUUUAAUUGUGAACCAAACGAGGCUGAUAGACUGAAUGUCACAUCUGAUGUGGAGCAGGUUUACUGAUAUCCAAAACAUGACAUAAAAAAAUCAUUUUUUAAAUACUGAAUGAAUUAGUUAAGCAUCACCUGUUAUUUAAUUAAUGUAAAUAUCAGAUGUUUAAAAGAUAUGGGCAUCCUGUACUGUAACCUAUCCACCAUCACAUCAGUUUAUCAUGAAAAGAUCUCAAAUUUGUCCUGCAUUAUGUAUAAUUGUUUUUAUUUGUAUGUGUGCUGGUUAAUGCUUACCAUUGUGUUUUUAUUAUUAUAAUUUUUUAAUGUUCCUUUAUCAGAUAUCAGAGUGUGUUGUAUGAUGAAAAAACACUAAUAUGCAGUAGUAAAUGUACUGUAUUUACAAUAAGGGGUUUGGUGUCAAAGUGUCCAGUGAAAUUUACCAAAUCAACUGUCUAUGUUGUGAAAUGACUGAAGUUAUACAAAUAAAGGUUUGUGCUGUUUA
This is a messenger RNA of Paramisgurnus dabryanus, 2698 nucleotides long. It is a transcript of the gene rab3ab, whose product is annotated as RAB3A, member RAS oncogene family, b. The record is from RefSeq and is a predicted model, not a curated record. NCBI's taxonomy places the organism in Eukaryota, Metazoa, Chordata, Actinopteri, Cypriniformes, Cobitidae. Gene Ontology annotation, molecular function: GTP binding; GTPase activity.